AUGAAUCAAGCUGAGAUCGAGGAGCUUAUCCUGCAUCAACGAUGCGUCGAAAAAGAUGCAAGCAACUUUGUGCUGGUCUGCUUUUUGGCCUGCAUCCAUGUUCUCUUUGAAGCAUUCUCGCUAAUCCUCAGUCUUCAUGUCCUGACAGCAGCAUUUCGUCUCCGAGAAAUGGGUUACGCUGUGAUUACACGUUGGCUGUCUUUCUGUUGUCUGGUUGGCAUUUCACAAAGUGCCUGCAAUCUCACCUUUCAAGCUAUUAGCUAUGGUGAAGUAUUCAAGUUCAGCUCUAUCAAGAACAGUACCGAACAGAUGCUACGGUAUGCUGACAACUUUGUUGUCUACACACGAUGUCUUCGAAAUUGGGCUUAUGUCGUCUUCGCUAGUAACGAAGCCAUAAUGGCCCAGCCCCAGAUCACAUUCAACAUCGGCACUCUGCGAAGCACUUUCGUCUUUCAGAUUAUGUCCUUAAUGGGCUUUGCUUUUCUCGUCGUUUGGGGACCAAUAAAGCCCCUACGUUUCAACGAUUGUUCUGCAGAGACUGAGUUUCAUUUACGCCUGCUAGUUCCCGAUCAUACCAGCGAGUCGAACACCUUUGAGUUGCUCUUCGUACAUACCGUGCCGGCUGUGGCCUUCACACUGAUAAAGUUCUCCAUGCUGAGCGCUGUGUUUCAACACGGUAUCUGUGAUGUCGGGAUAGAAAAACGGCUCUCCUUCCUGGCUACCCAGAGACGUCUAACUAGUUUUAUCUUUGGCGCCUUGCUGACCUUCGGGGUAACUGAAUACUUCGUCGGACAGGCUGCCAUGCAAGAUUUUGCCUUUCAUCAGUGGACUUGGCACGCGGUGUCCGCCAUCUACGAUUGCAUAAUCCAUGUGGGCUUUGUGGCACUGUACAUGGCCGAGGAGUCCUUGAACAGGACGUUAGGUCUGCUAGACAGACUCACUUCCAGCAAACGUUACGAGAUCUGCCGCCCGCUAGAUUUCUGCACUGGACGUCUUCUGUGCCCCAUAUCGACCAAUGCGGAACCUCAAAUGGUUAUAUAUCGUACAAUGCAAACAAACAGACAGCCGAGGCUUCGUGCAAGGCAUUAUUCGCUGGUUAUAAAUAAAUGA
This is a messenger RNA of Dibothriocephalus latus, 1110 nucleotides long. Lineage: Eukaryota; Metazoa; Platyhelminthes; Cestoda; Diphyllobothriidea; Diphyllobothriidae. The record is from the annotation of a GenBank genome assembly.